GAAAACGAACCUACCACUGUCGAUAAGCCCCUUCUGUAUUUUCGGGGCACAUGGGAGAUCAAAUGUAUUUUCGAUGGAAAAAUCUUUUCAUUGCAAGAGAUACACGAUUUAAUGUACAACAAAUCGUUUGAUGAGAGGGACAGCGAAGUACAGGACUGUGCUGAUUUCACGUGUAACGCGACUCUCGGAUCGAAAGAAAGAGAAAUUCCUUCUUUGAUUAAUAAGAAAAUAGUUACGACAACGGUCCACAGCAAUCAUAUCCCCGGAGUCAGUGUUGUUUCACCAUUUACGAUGAACCAACGGCAAUGGGACCUCCUGGGACAAUUCGAGCGAAGUGCAUUCUUGUUCAUCAAGCUUGGAGGCCACGAAGGGCAACAUGUAUCUCGGCGAGUGAAUUAUUCGCGAAUGAGCCCAGAGGCUAUGGACGAGACAUUGCAGUCAUUCGAGAACAUUCAUUUAUUUCCACUUCUAAAUGAGAGGAUACAUAACUCUGGUGAAGAUGCUGAUGCGUUCUUGGAAUUUCUACAACGGGAUAUCGAAUUGGAUAUUGGAGAUUGCUUAGAGAGAUUUCGAUCGGGUUUUCGAAGGACAAGACCCAUUGAUGCAGAAUGCGCAGGAAGCACAAUCUCCGUCAUGUGUGCACCUGGACGAACUAAACGCUGCGAAUCCCACUGGUUCUUAAUCUUCAAGCAACAGGGCACUGAGACCAGCGCCAGCCUAACUGAGACAGGUAUUGAGUGGGAUAAACACGGUAAUAGGGAUCCUGAACAUACUAUUACGUACGCCGUCAAAACAGACCCCGGCCUUCAAAAAUUGAAAGAUUGUGCGUUGCAAUCUCCACAAUUUCAACAUAUUGGAAAUAGAACAGAGCACUGGCUGUGCCCUUGUGCAUUGUGGGUAUCUACUCUUAUAGGUGGAUAUAGUCGAAAGGGCUAUAUCGAUGGUAUUUCAUCCAGUGGUAUUAAUGUUGAGCACCUGCAUCUCAAAUUGGUCUACAGCUCGCUAGAAAUAUGACGGGCAUGUCUUUGCGGAAGUGUUGCCUCGGUAAAGGGUCCGAGAAGAGUAGACUGGCUCGGUCAAGCGCAGCAGUGGCUCUACAGAUGGUAUUGGUGAAAUCAUGCUCUUACCCCUUGCUAGGUGAUAUGCAGGAUGCCACUAUCUAGUCCUUGUGUAUGUUUA
Messenger RNA from Aspergillus caelatus, 1179 nucleotides. RefSeq lists its product as uncharacterized. The transcript has 4 exons. The record is from RefSeq and is a predicted model, not a curated record. Bases 112 to 1014 code for a protein of 300 amino acids. NCBI's taxonomy places the organism in Eukaryota, Fungi, Ascomycota, Eurotiomycetes, Eurotiales, Aspergillaceae.